AUGAACUCUCCCGAAUCCCAAAACGCAAAAGUGUGUCCGAUUGAUCAUCAGGCGUAUAUGCAGCAACAACGGCAAGAAAUGCCACGGGAGAAUGACAACUGGUCUUCGUGGUUGAAGACGUUAUGGACGACGAGCGUUCCCGUCGAGCUAGCCCCGCCAUCCGUCGUUGCGCAGCAUCGCUCGCAGGAGCUGAAGGGUCAAGAAAUCCCACCUGAAUGUCCUAUGCACGCUCAAGGCGAAGAAGCAAACAAGAAACGGGGACCGUCUUCUUGGUUUGGAUGGGGCCAGGAUGGUCAAGAAAAAGGAGGCACAACAACAGCCGCUCCUAUUAGCAUGGGUGCCAUUCCUUCCGAGUGUCCGAUGUCGAAACAACAAAACGGUACUGGAGAGAAAUCAUCUUGGUUUUCGUUUUGGAAGCCUGCGGAAGUGCAGGAACAUCCCAAAUGGGAACAACAAGGACAAGCACCGACCCAAGGACAAGGAUACCCGUCGGAAUGUCCGAUGUCCGAAAACACAAGCAUGCCCAAGAAAAGCUGGUUUGGGUGGUUGAGGGGGGAGCAAGAGGAUGCAUCUUUGGAGAUGAACCCGGACAAUUUGAUGUAUAAGGAUUUGUCGCAAAAGGCCAAGGAGGAUCAGAUGGUGGAUUUGGGGACGAAACGGUCGACGAGCAGCAUCCCGAAAGCAGAUGGGGAUUUAUGGAAGUACCCAUCGCCGCAACAAAUGUACAAUGCGAUGUGGCGGAAGGGAUACCGUGAUAGCGGAGAAAAUGUGCCAAUGAUGGUGGAAAUCCACAACUUUUUGAACGAGGGUGCAUGGAACGAGAUCCAGGCUUGGGAGCAGGUGGAUGGAGAAGCCACAGACGCGAAACUAUUGCGAUUUGAAGGAAAUGCUAGCAAAAAGAGUCCUCGAGCCAUGUGGUACAUGAUGCUUGGACGGGUAUUUCCUAGUCGCUGGGGGACAAUGGAAGGACCGUUUGAUCGACAUGAUUGGUAUGUUCAACGAAAAGACAAUCGGGUGGUCCGUUAUGUGAUUGAUUAUUAUGAGGCCCCCGACGAUGGUGGACAGCCGGUGUUUUCCUUGGAUGUUCGUCCCGCUUUGGACAAUUUGGAGGCAAUGCGGAUGCGUUUUCGCCAUUGGCAAUCUGUGAGGCAGCAGAGUCGGUAG
Schizosaccharomyces osmophilus is the source of this 1164-nucleotide messenger RNA. It is a transcript of the gene cyc3, whose product is annotated as cytochrome c heme lyase Cyc3. NCBI's taxonomy places the organism in Eukaryota, Fungi, Ascomycota, Schizosaccharomycetes, Schizosaccharomycetales, Schizosaccharomycetaceae. Gene Ontology annotation, molecular function: holocytochrome-c synthase activity. The record is from RefSeq and is a predicted model, not a curated record. The transcript has a single exon. Gene Ontology annotation, biological process: cytochrome c-heme linkage. Gene Ontology annotation, cellular component: mitochondrion. The coding region runs from base 1 to 1164 and encodes 387 amino acids.